AUAAGGAUCGUUUGUUUGCGCGUGUGAUAUGCUCUCUUCAUAGCAACGUUCGCCAAUAAGGAACUCACCUUAAUUAUAUCUAAAUUUUUAUCAAGAUUAAUUUUCAUCGUCUUCAUGAACAAAUCCAGUGAUUUCGCCGAUUUAUGUCCAAUGAGAUGCUACUUAAGAGGGCUAAAUUAUCGUUUCGAAUAUUCCGAACAAUUCUAGUAAGAAACUUUGCAUCGAGCAAAGGAGGAAAAGAAAAAGAUAUACCACCAUGUCCAAAACUAGCCAGAUUCGAAACGUGUCAGUUGGACCCCUGUAUGCUGGAUCCAUGCAAACCAGAACCAACGGUUGUUAUCAUCGGUGCAGGAAUGGCUGGACUUUCAGCGGCGCAUCGGUUGGCGCAAUGUGGCCUUCAAAAUUUCACGAUAUUAGAGGCGACGGAUAGACCAGGAGGUCGAAUUCAUUCGUGUUGGUUGGGUGAUGUGGUGGCCGAGAUGGGUGCAACCUGGAUCGAAGGAGGGUGCGUGGCGAAUCCUGUAUUCACGCUAGCUGCUCAAGAAGGUCUUCUGAAGCCACCGCUCUUCAGGCCUGAUCCGAGUCGUGGUCUUUUUUGUACAAGCGAUGGCCGCGCUAUCGAUCUUCCUGUCAGCAUUACGGCUUAUCAUACGUUUCGGCAGAUCGAGCAACAGGCGGCAACUCUUUUCUCUCUAGGUUGUGGCCGCACCCACGGAACGUUGCUGAAUUUUAUGGGCGUUCGAAUUCAGCAGGAGCUGCACAAUUUUCCGGAGGAGCAACGAUAUGACGCGGCCAGGGUGAUGUACGGGAUGACAAACUGCGUGAGAUGUCGCUGCGGAGAUGAUCUGUCGCUGGUUUCUGCAGAUCAGUUUGGAAGUUAUAUCGAGAUACCUGGUGGUAACGUGAGAGUGCCCCUUGGAUACGUCGGAGUGCUUGCACCUCUGUUACGAGAUUUGCCGAGUUGCGCUCUCAAAUACUGCAAGCCAGUGAGUUGCAUUAGAUGGGGCGCCAUAAGCGAUUCGUGUCCUCGGGCGGUGGUGAAGUGUUGCGAUGGCGAAGAAUUUCCAGCCGAUUACGUGAUCGUCACAGUGUCCCUUGGUGUCUUGAAGCAUCAACACGAUAAACUUUUCUGUCCAGCGUUACCCGCGGAAAAAGUCGAAGCUAUUUGCAAAUUAGGAUACGGAUACGUAAAUAAAAUAUUCCUGGAAUAUGCAAGGCCGUUCUGGGUUUGGAAGGAGGGAGGCAUUAAACUGGCUUGGUCAGCUGAUGAACUCGCUGACAGAUGCGACUGGGUGAAAGGGAUCUCAAUAGUGGAAGAAUUAUCGACUUCGCAACAUGUUUUGUGUGCGUGGGUUUGUGGCCGAGAGGCGGCAGAUAUGGAAUUGUGCUCCGACGAAGAGGUCGUGGAGUCGAUAACAAGAGUUCUUCGACAAUUUACCGGUGAUCCUACACUUCCCUACCCAGCAAAUCUUCUCCGAAGCAAAUGGUGCAUGGAUCAAUACUUUGCUGGUUCAUGUAGUUAUAUGGGGAUGAACAGUACUGUUGGUCAUCAAUGUGAUUUAGCUAGUCCAUUGCCAGGUACCUGCGAGCCUAUACCACCGAUUCUUUUAUUCGCUGGAGAAGCUACGAUUCCAGGACAUUACAGUACAGUACACGGCGCCAGAUUGAGCGGUAUUCGCGAAGCGGAAAGAAUAAUUCAAUUAACGAAACGGUUUGGUGGUCCGCCAACGAAAACAUCCGAUAACAGCUGAGUUCGUAUAUAAUUUCGUGCAAGUAAGAAGUUACCAUAAAUGGUAUUCGUCAUAGUAAACGUGCCCGUCUUCUGUCCAGGAUGACACCGAUCAACGCAUUUCAUUCAAAUAAAAUCUUUUAUAUUUGAAAUUUGACGAAGCUAAGACAUCGAUGAUUUUAUAUUAUUUAUGCAA
Messenger RNA from Bombus impatiens (common eastern bumble bee), 1925 nucleotides. Its product is annotated as peroxisomal N(1)-acetyl-spermine/spermidine oxidase. Gene Ontology annotation, molecular function: polyamine oxidase activity. The transcript has 7 exons. The record is from RefSeq and is a predicted model, not a curated record. Bases 144 to 1751 code for a protein of 535 amino acids. NCBI's taxonomy places the organism in Eukaryota, Metazoa, Arthropoda, Insecta, Hymenoptera, Apidae.